This is a messenger RNA of Tachysurus fulvidraco (yellow catfish), 3243 nucleotides long. RefSeq names its product E2F transcription factor 8 (gene e2f8). Gene Ontology annotation, cellular component: RNA polymerase II transcription regulator complex. The transcript has 14 exons. Gene Ontology annotation, molecular function: RNA polymerase II cis-regulatory region sequence-specific DNA binding; DNA-binding transcription factor activity, RNA polymerase II-specific. Gene Ontology annotation, biological process: regulation of transcription by RNA polymerase II. The record is from RefSeq and is a predicted model, not a curated record. NCBI's taxonomy places the organism in Eukaryota, Metazoa, Chordata, Actinopteri, Siluriformes, Bagridae. Bases 364 to 2895 code for a protein of 843 amino acids.
CGCGCGCGUGUCGUCUACCCUCCUCCCCUGUAGUAUAUUACAGACUGAGUGGCGGGACGUGUUCAUUCUACUGGCGGGAGUUUCAACCGAAUUAACACUUUCUGUCCUGGAAUGCCAACUUUUUUACUUUAUCCUGUUUCUCCACAGGAGUUUUACUUUAAUGUUAGUCACCGUUCACGCCUGAGAUUCCCUCAGUUUUAAUGACCUCAGUAUUACAGUUCUAACAUCUAACCUGCUAAACUUUUAGCAGCUAAAGAGUUUCCUCAGUAACCGAAACUGGAUCUUCUCUCCCAUGGAUUUAUCCUCACCAAAGAAGGCUUUAUAAAGGAAAUCCCAAGGCAUUGUAACCCUCCAGGGUGGAAGAUGACCAGCACUUUAUCGGACAGCCGACAGUUGAACCAGAAAUUUGAGGCUGUUGCUCAUGACAAGAAGACGGCAGUGAUUGCGGAGCCACAGACGCAGUUCACGGUUUCUCAGGAAGCUAAGAGGAUCAUGGGACCUUUGUCUACACCCACGAAGGGGUCCGAGGCGGCGGGAGGAGAACCGUGGACGCCGACGUCCAACCUGAAAAUGCUGAUCAGUGCGGCGAGUCCUGAAAUACGCAAUCGAGAGAAAGAGAAGACCGUCAGCGAGGAAACGGAGAACUCCUCUCAGGACACCGAACAAGGAGAAGAGUCAGAGAGGCUGCACCUCAGCCGCAAGGAGAAAAGCCUCGGACUGCUGUGUCACAAAUUUUUAGCUCGUUAUCCGGAUGAUCCCAAUCCAGCUGUAAACAACGACAUCUGCCUCGACGAUGUUGCCGUUGAACUGAAUGUGGAACGGCGGCGUAUUUACGACAUCAUGAACGUCUUGGAGAGCCUGAACAUGGUCAGCCGUCUGGCCAAAAACCGCUACACGUGGCAUGGCCGUGCCCAACUAGCACACACGCUAGCACUGCUGCAAAGAGAGGGAGAGAAACACCACUACAACCAGCAGAUCCAGCAGAUACGACAAAGACACGCAGAUGACGUGCUGGAGAUGGACGGAGAGGAGAAAGAGAACGAGGACACGGAUCUAGAAAUCGCACUGAGGGAGACGGUCUUAAGUGAAACCUCGGCAGACGCUAAAGGGGCCAGCCGUAAGGACAAGUCGUUGCGUGUGAUGAGUCAGAAGUUUGUCAUGCUCUUCCUGGUGUCCAGUCCCCGUGUAGUGAGCUUGGAAACCGCCGCCAAGAUCCUGAUAGGAGAAGACCAGGUGGUGGACCAGGACAAGAGCAAGUUCAAGACGAAGAUCCGUCGUCUGUAUGACAUCUCGAACGUCCUCAGCAGUCUUAAGCUUAUUCAGAAAGUGCACGUGACUGAAUUACGAGGACGAAAACCGGCGUUUAAAUGGACCGGACCAGAGAAUCUGUCCUUACAGGGUUUGCAGGUCGAGCCGUCGUCUUGCCCCGGGCCCCUCGAAUCCCGCUCGUCUAUAGAUAACUGCACCAAAAACCUAUUCUGCUCUCCCGGCACUAAGCGAGGCUUCACCAGGCAUCAUUCACUCGUCAAACUGGCCAAAAGCAUCCAGGACGAUCGCAGGAAGAUCAGCUCUGCUCCAACAAGCCCUGUUAAAAUCACCAGCGAUUCAGCUAACGGACGAUUCUGUACGAGUAAAAUGGAUCACCUCGCUGAGAUCUGUAAAAUGCAGCUAGACCAGCAAGCUGUGAACGUUCAAAAGCAGAGGGAUCAGAAAGACGAAGAGAAAAGCUCGCCUGUUCCCCGCGCGAUGACGUCCGGGGUGGAGGCUUGUCCCCCGACGGUGCAGUUAUCGUUUGCUCCUCCUCCUCAGUGCUGCUCUCUCGUUCCUGUGCUGCUUCCUCAUGCUGUGUACGUCAGCCACACCCCUGUCCGCCCUCGCCCCGUCGCCAGGCCUCCGCCCUCCACCGCUGUGCGCUCCAUGACCUUCGAAAGUCCCAGAGGAGCAAACAGGAACGUGUCGCCAGCGUCUUUAACGAUUACGAACCAGAGGUUGCUCCACGGUUACGAGCCGGCAAGUCCGGCCCUGAAACGGACGUGUUUAGAAAGUUCAGAAAGAAGUCCGGCUAAGAUCAAACGGAUCGAGACAAACUCAAAGAGCUUGUCCCCUAAGCUGUGCAAGAUCCUCCAGGCUCGUCUGAAAGAUAGCAGAGGAGCCCUGACUUCCAGCCGUGCCUCAGCGAGAGCUCUGCACCUCGAACCUGAAUUUAACAAAACACCCCAUAAUAAUCCCAACACGCUGGAGCACAACACGGAGCUGCAGCACUUCCUGGAGACGGAGGAGCGGGAAGAGAAAUCACAGAACCGCACCCAGGCCACGCCCACUCCACAGGACUCGAACGGACACACGGAGACUCUGAUCCCCACAGGUUAUUUGAUUCCAAUUUCCCAGCAGCCGCUGCUUAGCUUUAAGGAGACUCCGACCUCCAGCGGAGAUGCACAUAAAACUCCGACAUACAUCUAUCACACACCAACUGCAGGUUCGAUAACCCCUUCACCUCAGGAGUUCACCCCAUCUCCAUUACCUGUCCAUCGCCCCACCCACCGGGUCAGCCCGAACCCCUCCAUUCUCAACUUCACCCUGCAGAACCUCGCUCUGAUCCACAACACGCACGGGGCCACACACAUUGCGCCAGCAGUGGAGCAGCCCAGCCCCAUCCCCUGCACCCACACGCAUACACACACAUCGCUCCAAUCACACAGCAUGAUCUUCAUCAAGCCCGUCUCGCCGCUCACACUCAUCAGCCUGCAGCAGCCUGCCCUGACCACACCCAAAAGUGGCUCCGCCCCUCAGCAGUGCUUUUUCCACACACCAGUCUCCACUAUGGUCACGCCUACUGCCAGUAAGAGCCUGUACAUCCCUCAGAGGAAGCUGGACGUGAACUCGGAGGAGCACUGAGAUCAUCUACCAGUCACCACUAAUAACGUCUAAGCUGUGUACAUGGCUGUUUAAUUAUCUGAAUGUUUUGUAGCUUUGGCUUUACCUUUAUGACUUACUGGUCCUGAUUUUUCACUUGGACUGUAUUGGAAAAACAGAGCCAUGUAUGUAUGUAUGUAUGUGUGUCUGGAUGGAUGGAUGGAUGGGUGGGUGGGUGGAUGUCCAAAUAAACUGAGCAAACUUGAUCUUUGCAUUGAGGGGCUAGCAUCUCUCUCUGGUUAGCAUUCUAAAAAUACACAGCUGCAUCAAAAAUGUAUAAAGAACAUUUGUGUGUUUGAUUCAACGAAUAAAUUUGAGUCUUGUUGGGAA